AUGUCUCAGCUCGCCACCCAGCAGACUCCCAGCCCUCCUAUGGAAGACAUGAGGUCGACCACCACCUCUGUCCUGGUCCUUUCGUGUGGCUUCUGCAGGCUUGGUCUCCGGGAUGGGACGGGGAACCUGCUAGAACUUACUAAGCCAGGUGGAAUAAGUGGAAAUAAACUCAAGCUGAUGCUUCAAAAACGAGAAGCACCUGCUCCCACCGAGGCCAAAGUGGCUGUGGAUGAGAACAAAGCCAAGGAGUUCCUUGGCAGCCUGCGUCGCCAGAAGCGUCAGCUGUGGGACCGGACCCGCCCGGAGGUACAGCAGUGGUACCAGCAGUUCCUCUACAUGGGCUUCGACGAGGCGAAAUUUGAAGACGAUGUUGCCUAUUGGCUGAACAGAGACCGAAAUGGACACGAGUACUACGGCGACUACUAUCAGCGUCACUAUGAUGAAGACGCUGCCAUCGGUCCCCGGAGCCCCCACAGCUUUCGGCAUGGCGCCAGUGUCAACUACGACGAUUACUAACGGUGACUUGCCACCCGCAUCCACGAAGCCCACAGGGGUUCUCGCCAUGUGUCUCCUGAUACCUUACACAACCCGAGUUCUGCCUUGCUUAGUUCAGCGGAUCUUUUCUACCUACUUUUUGCGACCAGAAAGGAAGAGUUGAAACAAGUUAUAUAAACGCCUUUCGAUAUUGCAUGCAAGUACCUGAUGAUGCGUCUCAUUUAAAAAAUAGAAAUAAAGCAUUUUGUUAAAAAUGAA
Messenger RNA from Carlito syrichta (Philippine tarsier), 753 nucleotides. RefSeq names its product chromosome unknown C2orf40 homolog (gene ECRG4). Lineage: Eukaryota; Metazoa; Chordata; Mammalia; Primates; Tarsiidae. Bases 1 to 516 code for a protein of 171 amino acids. The transcript is spliced from 4 exons. Gene Ontology annotation, biological process: regulation of cell population proliferation; cellular senescence; G1 to G0 transition. The record is from RefSeq and is a predicted model, not a curated record.